AUGGUGGGUUAUACACAUUCAUUCUACCCACAUCCCAAAACUGCGCAAGAUCCGGCACAAUGGACUAGUCCGACACGGACCGCUGUGAAGCGGAGUCCUGUGGUUGUAUCACCUUUUGCAUCGUCAUUGCUCUUGAGUUGUUAUGAGACUGAUGAUUUCAAAAUAUUAGGCAAUCGAGUUGACAAAAUCAUUGAAGUAGAGGAGCUCAAAGCGGCGGCUGGAUAA
Messenger RNA from Cylicocyclus nassatus, 225 nucleotides. The record is from the annotation of a GenBank genome assembly. Lineage: Eukaryota; Metazoa; Nematoda; Chromadorea; Rhabditida; Strongylidae.